Molecule: messenger RNA, 306 nt
Organism: Protopolystoma xenopodis
Lineage: Eukaryota; Metazoa; Platyhelminthes; Monogenea; Polystomatidea; Polystomatidae
Source: the annotation of a GenBank genome assembly
UGUGGUCAGCCGGACGAGGAUGAGGUCUAUGAGAUCGUGAUGCAGCAAGCUUCUCGUGUCUACCGAGUUAGCGAGGAUCUCCUGGACCCCGUUAUGGAAUCUUGGGGAUUACCUCUAAGGCAUCAAUUAUUACGGAGCGAUGAGGCCUAUUUGUUUGAUUUGGGCUCAGAAAUAUACCUAUGGACGGGUCGACGGAUUUCUUCAGUACUUCGAACUGCCGGCAUCGAACUAGCCCAACAGGCCUAUAAAUCACCAUACAAUUAUUCCUCCCUUCAACUGAACCCCAUUACACCAAUGCUAGGUUAG